AUGUCGACCGCCGAGCUCGCAACCUCCUACGCCGCCCUCAUCCUCGCCGAUGACGGUGUCGAGAUCACUGCCGACAAGCUCAACUCCCUCAUCCAAGCGGCCAAAGUCCCUGACGUCGAGCCCAUUUGGGCCACCCUGUUCGCCAAGGCUCUCGAAGGCAAGGAUGUGAGGGAUAUGCUCAUGAACACUGGCGGUGGCGGCGCUGCUGCUCCUGCGGCGGCUGCUGCUGCGGGUCCCGCUGCGGGUGGUGCGGCGCCUGCUGCUGAGGAGGCUGCGCCGGCGGCGGAGGAGAAGAAGGAAGAAGCCAAGGAGGAGUCCGACGAGGACAUGGGCUUCGGUCUAUUCGACUAAGCGCGCAAUGCUACUGCUGAGGUCUGUGGGCAU
This is a messenger RNA of Baudoinia panamericana UAMH 10762, 384 nucleotides long. RefSeq lists its product as uncharacterized. Gene Ontology annotation, cellular component: cytosolic large ribosomal subunit; ribosome. Gene Ontology annotation, biological process: translational elongation; cytoplasmic translation. The record is from RefSeq and is a predicted model, not a curated record. The transcript has 3 exons. NCBI's taxonomy places the organism in Eukaryota, Fungi, Ascomycota, Dothideomycetes, Mycosphaerellales, Teratosphaeriaceae. Bases 1 to 351 code for a protein of 116 amino acids. Gene Ontology annotation, molecular function: structural constituent of ribosome; protein kinase activator activity; ribonucleoprotein complex binding.